GCUUGUGUGCUGCUCUGCCGAUGAUCCGGUGCAGCCAGGACUGGGGAGACACCAGGCUUGGGGACAUGAUCGUUGGCAGUGACUGAUGAGACACAUUGGGUUGUUGACAUCCAUCCUCUCAUCUGCCUUGCGACCACAGGCUGAUGGCGCAGCUUGGUGCUGGCGCCAGCCACUGAUGCGCGUGGUGGAAAUCACCCCUCGUCAGCGAGUCAGCAGCGUAUGCAAUGGAGACGGCAGCGACGCCAUCGCCAUGGUGAAUCACGCUGGUCCCCUCGCUUCUUCGUAUAUCUGGAGCAAAGUACAAAAUCGACCUCGCUCCGGACCCCAACCCCUCUCGAGUGGACCGAACUCCGGCAUGCGAUGAAUGCAGGGACUGCAAAGACCCGCUCUUUUUGUCAGUGAACCGGCACUUCGGCAGGU
Neohortaea acidophila is the source of this 420-nucleotide messenger RNA. RefSeq lists its product as uncharacterized. The record is from RefSeq and is a predicted model, not a curated record. The coding region runs from base 86 to 364 and encodes 92 amino acids. NCBI's taxonomy places the organism in Eukaryota, Fungi, Ascomycota, Dothideomycetes, Mycosphaerellales, Teratosphaeriaceae. The transcript has a single exon.